Messenger RNA from Penicilliopsis zonata CBS 506.65, 750 nucleotides. RefSeq lists its product as hypothetical. Bases 1 to 750 code for a protein of 249 amino acids. The record is from RefSeq and is a predicted model, not a curated record. The transcript is spliced from 2 exons. Lineage: Eukaryota; Fungi; Ascomycota; Eurotiomycetes; Eurotiales; Aspergillaceae.
AUGCAACCAGCCACUCUGCGCAGACACACCCAGCGCGGCACGUACGAGGUCGCCGCGCUGGCCGGGGUCUUCCGCGAAUGUUUCCUCGCGCACGUCUCGUACGUGGACGACGGGCUGCCGCAGUGUCUGCCUAUGAUUGCGCUGUUCGAGGAGCUGCCGGACGGCGAAGCAGCGGUUUACCUGCACGGCCAUCCGACGUCGCGUCUGAUAGAGCUUGUCCGACACAGUGUAGCAGAGGGAGACGAGAAGGAACCGCGCCAGCCGGUGCGGGUCUGUAUCGCAGCCACGAAGGUCGACGGAUUGGUCGCCUCGUCCGCUCCAAACGGCCACACAUUCAACUACCGCUCCGCCGUGGUGCACGGCUCUUGCUCGCUCGUGACGGACCGCGAGCAGAAACGCGAGAUCAUGCGGAAUGUCACGAACCAUAUCAUCGCCGGGAGAUGGGAGCAGGUCAACCCCGUCGCGUCGUUGCAGGUGUCGCUGGUGACCGUCGUGCGGGUAAGCGUGGAACGGGGUUCGUUGAAGACUCGCCGCGGCGUGCCAGGGAUCCAGCCGCGGAAUGUCGAGAAAGACGGGCCCGAUCGUGAAGAACCGGCCUGGACGGGCGUGAUUCCCUUGUAUGAGCGGUUGGAAGCCCCCGUUGCGAGUGGCUUGACGGACAACGCGGUCGUCCCGGGCGAGAUGCUGCGCUUCAUCGACGAGAGGAACGAGCGGCAGAGGGGGUAUGCACUUGAGGCGGCGAAACAAUAG